Molecule: messenger RNA, 2292 nt
Organism: Colius striatus (speckled mousebird)
Lineage: Eukaryota; Metazoa; Chordata; Aves; Coliiformes; Coliidae
Gene: HINT3
Product: histidine triad nucleotide binding protein 3
Exons: 5
Coding region: 37-537 (166 amino acids)
Molecular function (GO): catalytic activity
Source: RefSeq, a predicted model, not a curated record
GGGCGCGCGGGGCGGCCGGCGGCGGCGCCAGAGACCAUGGCGGGGGAGGAGGCCGAGGUCGCCCGCGCCGCCGACAAGGAGCGAGAAGCCGCGGACGGCGGGUACGACGGCAAGUGCGUGUUCUGCAGGAUCGCCCGCCGCGAGGAGCCGGGCACGGCGCUCUUCCCAUGCCAGUAUGAAGACCUUGUUUGCUUUAGAGAUAUCAGACCUGGUGCCCCCCACCACUAUCUGGUGGUGCCAGUGGAGCACAUGGGAAACUGCAAAACACUGAAGAGGGAGCACAUACCCAUAGUGAAGAGGAUGAUGGAAGUUGGCAAAGCUGUUCUCCAGAGAAACAAUUUUAGUGAUUUGAAUGACAUACGAAUGGGUUUUCACUGGCCCCCGUUCUGCACAAUAUCUCAUUUGCAUCUUCACGUCCUGGCCCCAGCCAGCCAGUUGGGCUUCUUAUCCAGACUCGUGUACAGAAUCAAUUCCUACUGGUUUAUCACGGCUGAGCAACUGAUUGAGCGACUGCAAGCUGAAAAUGCUGCCAGCUGAAAGCACUCUCUUAGCCUUCUGUUGCUAGUCAGUUUGUUCUUUGAACUCUGAUUUAAGGGUGCACAGUUUGACAUUGCCAAUAAUACACCAGGAUAAAAAAAGCCUUAGUUCCUUAUGAGGAAAUCCACAUAGAAUUUGUAGCUGCCAACCCAGUUCUCCCAUUUGGAUAUUUGAGUCUGCAUACCUCUCUGACAAUGAGGCAAUGUACUUCAGUUCUAAAUUUAUGUUUGUGUGCGUAUACAUACAUAAUCCACACAGAGAGAUAUGCACACACGCGGAGAACUUUUCCUAGUAGAAGGCAGGCUGUAGCAGCAGAAUGUAUACCAACUAAAGCAACAGGUUACUACUAACAGCACAGACUGGGUACCAAAGGGAAUGUCUGUUGCAGAAUCAAGCUUUUAUUUAAAAGAUCUGCAUUGUUCUGGAAUUCAAACAUUUAUGUUUCCAUCUGUAUUUGUGUAAUAUGAUACUUACGCCUACUUAUUAGUAGGUACGUUGCUGAAAGUACACUACUAAUUUUCUGGUGCUAAAUUACUUAAUAUAUUCACCCAUCUUACUUGCAUGACAAUGACAUAGUAAAUAAUACAAUAGGUGCCCAAGAUGUGAUAAUGAGAUAUAUAUAGAGAGAGAGAGAAUAUACUUUAAAUGUGUGUGUCGGUGUUUGUGUGUUGGACUUUUGAAAUUUGUUUCCCUCUUACGUGCACAAUAUUUUAAGUUAGUUACUGUCUGUUUAAAAAGGCUGAAGAGUUCAGAGGAAUUGAUUUAAUAUACUGCUCUUUGGCACAGUGGUAGGAAAGAAAAUCCAAAUUUUUAUAUGGUUCUGAUACUGUCCUCACUGGACGUCCCCUGGAGAUUACUAAUGCCGUGGCUAAAUUUGAUUUAAAAAUGAAGUCAUGAGAGCAACGUGUCUUUAGUGCAGCGAGUAUGUGGCAGGCUUGCAUAACAGCAAUCUGAUUUGGAUUUGGGAGAGCAGGGACUCAGCCCAAAACUGGCAGAUGUUGGGUUGCAUUAAGGAACCUGCUGAGCAUUUGCCUUUGCCGUAUGACACUAGUCAGUGAUGGUAGCAUUCUGUUUUUCAGUACCAUAUUAAGGCAGGCUGUUUGAGAAGUUAAAGCUCCAGAACACGCGGAGUAGAUUUUCUUUCUUUGCAGAGCAUGUCUCGUGGUGCUGAACUAACCAAGUGUCCUUGGCUGCGGCAUUUAGGUGCAGCUGAGGUGGUGGUGGUCUGUUGCACCCACAAGCUUCUUGAACGUCAUUUUCUCAGUGUUUUCCACUGAUCCAGCACCUUUUGCCUUAGUGGUACAAUGUAUUGUAAUAUUCUUACGGAAAACUACAUAUAGUACUUCAGAAAGUUCACACCCUAUUGAAGAACAAUGUUUUCUACCCAGAAGAGUUUACGCCUCCCUUUUCUGUAAGAGCUUGUCCCUGAUGUCUUCUUGUUCUUAUUAGUGGGGGCCCACAGCCCUUUAGGGUUUUAAUUUAUAACAUUAGGUAGGAAGAAUGUGAAUUAAAGCCACUGAACUGUGCCUACUGUGCAAUAGAUAGAUAGAUAAGGAGGUUUGAAAUGGCACCUAGCUUUAUGAAAUAUUAUCUGUACAUGAAGAUCUUUUGAGAGUUAAUACUGUGUAUGUGUUCCAAUUUGUAAUUAAUUUAUGUAACGGUACUUAAAGUGUGAUGUGUAACAUUUAAAAUACCAACAUGAACUGUUGUCAAAAAGGAUUAAUAAGCAGAAUAAAAGCUAAACUUGGAAUGAUC